AUGUCCUCCCACACACUAUCAAAGCCCCAACAAAUGAACUACCGCAUCGGCCGCGGCGAACAAGGUCAAAUCUACGCUAAAUUCGAAGAUUACGAUAGAGACGGCGACUUCGUGGGUAUGGAUAUGUGUCGUAAAUUUCUGCAGAUGGGCAUGACUAGAGCGAAGAGAUAUGCGAACCACAAAGGUGGGAGGAAAUAUGAUAGAGACACGGGGGAAGAGUUGGAGAAGAGUGCGGAGCAUAAAGAUGCAAAGGAGAAGCUAGAGGCGGCGUUGAUUUUUCGGGAGGUUUGGGAAAGGGCGAGGGCGUUUGAGGGGUAUCGCGAGAAGAAGGAGAAGUUUCUUGCGGAGCAGAAGGAGUGGGUUAAACAGGAGAAGAGGAAGGCAAAGAAGUAA
Molecule: messenger RNA, 393 nt
Organism: Trematosphaeria pertusa
Lineage: Eukaryota; Fungi; Ascomycota; Dothideomycetes; Pleosporales; Trematosphaeriaceae
Exons: 3
Coding region: 1-393 (130 amino acids)
Source: RefSeq, a predicted model, not a curated record